GACCAGCCGACUAGAACUUGUCAUGGCGGUCAACCUAACGAUUUUGGCGGCCGACUUCGCCACCUUACAGAAGAACAGCGACCAACUGUUUCUACUUAUCAUGGGGUGUAUGGUGUUCUUGAUGCAGUCCGGUUUCGCGUUCCUGGAGGCCGGCUCCGUCAGGAGUAAAAACACCACCAACAUCCUCAUCAAGAACAUGCUCGACAUUUUCAUCACGGGCCUGUGUUACUGGAUGUUCGGGUAUGCCUUCGCGUUCGGCCAGGUCGGGAACCCGUUCAUCGGACACUCCGACUUCUUCGCCGGGAGUCUGCGGCUCUCGCCCGACCCUGCCUUCUGGUUCUUCCAGUUUGUGUUCUGCGCCACCGCCACCACCAUCGUGUCGGGGGCAAUGGCCGAGAGGACAGAGUUCGUCUGUUACCUGGUCUACUGUGUCGUCAUCGGAGGCUUCAUGUACCCGGUAGUGACGCACUGGGCCUGGUCUGACGUGGGCUGGCUGGCGAACGGGCCCGACGGCAUAGUGUACAAGGACUUCGCAGGCAGCGGAGUGGUGCAUGUGGUGGGCGGAACCACUGCGUUUGUGGGGGCGAAGCUGCUGGGUCCGCGGAUCGGCCGCUUUAAGGACGGGAAGGCUGUGCAGAUCUCUGGGCACACCGUGCCGCUGGUGGCCCUCGGUGCCUUUAUCCUGUUCUUCGGGUUCCUGGCGUUCAACGGCGGUUCGCAGGCCUCCAUCUCCGGCCCUCGGGACGGACAGAUCGUCUCUAACGCCAUCGUCAACACCAUCAUCUCAGGGGCUGCCGGAGGUGUUGUGGCGAUGAUGGUGAAGCGGUCCGGACUGUUUGGUGAUGUGAACUGGAGUCUGCUGACCUCCAUCAACGGAGCACUUUCCGGCAUGGUUGCGAUCUGUGCAGCCGCGGACGCAGCGUACUCCUGGGGCGCGCUGGUCAUCGGGGUGGUGGCCGGCAUGGUCUACUGCGCAUGGUCCAGGCUCGUGGUCAAGCUGGGCGUGGAUGACCCUCUGGACGCCGUAGCAGUUCACCUGGGCGCUGGACUGUGGGGUGUUCUGGCCGCGCCGAUCCUGGCUAGCGAUGUCGGACUCGUCGGAGCAGACAAGCAAUAUGCCCUCAGGCUGUUCGGAUGGAACCUGCUGGGAGCCCUGGUGAUCAUGGCGUGGUGCGUGGUGGUGGCCGGUCUCAUGUUCGGCCUGCUCAAGGUGUUCGGCAUACUCAGGGUCCCCACCGAGAUCGAGCUAAGGGGUCUUGACAUCCCCAAGCACGGGGAGCCGGCCUACCCGACCGAGAGUUACGGGCACGGGUGGACCAUGAUGCCUCCGGACCACAGCCCGGACAUGUACGGCGGCCCGGACGGCAAGAUGGAGUUCUUCCCGCAGCCGAUCCGCCUCGACAACGUACCCCGUCCCUCGUCCCGCCCUCCUUCCCGCGGAAGCGGGCGUUACGUGUACAACCCCCACUCCCUGCCGCAUGGUGCCUACAUCAACCACGGAGCUGUCGUCCAGAACAGCCGCAUGUGA
Branchiostoma belcheri (Belcher's lancelet) is the source of this 1528-nucleotide messenger RNA. RefSeq names its product putative ammonium transporter 1. Gene Ontology annotation, biological process: ammonium transmembrane transport; ammonium homeostasis. Gene Ontology annotation, molecular function: ammonium channel activity. The transcript is spliced from 13 exons. Gene Ontology annotation, cellular component: membrane. Bases 23 to 1528 code for a protein of 501 amino acids. NCBI's taxonomy places the organism in Eukaryota, Metazoa, Chordata, Leptocardii, Amphioxiformes, Branchiostomatidae. The record is from RefSeq and is a predicted model, not a curated record.